GUUCAAGUCAAAGGCACUUUGUGAACAUUCGAGAAAGCGACAGAUUGUUAUCUCUUAAGAUUGCAGGUCAAAAUAUGGACCAACUUAAUACAUGUACUUGAUGCAAACUGUGCCACAAAUGGUAGAAUUCACAUUCUUUGACCUGUCCGAGGUUCGUGCAACACUUCAUUUUCGGAAGGAAUUAAUCCCAUUGGAAUGAGUCCAAACGUUCACAGACGGAUGCUGUUUUAUCUGAGCAAUCUGACCAUGUUCGCCAUUUUUACCAGUCUAUUAACUGGGUUUAACUUGAUUAGGUUUGAAAAAUCGGACCAGCUUACACGGAUCGGAGUGCCACGGCCGAGACAGACCGAGGCUGAGUGGUGUUCCGCCGUUCUGCUGGGCCACGCUGAUUCAGACAGCAGCACAGUGGAAGACCUCUUUGCCCUGAUGCCUCCAGACUUUGAGCAAAAGUUUAAGAAUCCAUGUUUCUACGACGCUUGCCAUCAGACUAAUAAUGGAACAAAAAGAAAGCUCCGCUGUCUCCCUUUUUUUCAUGUGUUGGGCGUAGACAAAUGUGGUUCAACAGAUUUAUAUUAUCGCAUAGUGCGCCAUCCUCAGAUCUCCCCAAAUAAUGGAGUCCUUCAUAAGGAAACCUCGUGGUGGUCGUGGCGGCGGUAUGGACACAAACUUCGGACUGAUACUCAUCACAAGGAAUCAUUCAUUGAUUAUCUACAUUACUUUGAUGGACUCUCAGAAAAACUUGAAAAAGACUCUAGUAGCUAUAAUAGUAUAACAGUUGAUGGAACACCCAUGGACUUCUGGGACUUUACAGGAUGGCCACAGAUUCCACAAAAUGUGAACGUCGGGAAUCCUAAAAUUCUGACCCCUCAUUUGAUGAAAUAUUUGAAUCCCUACGUCAAGUUCAUCUUGAUAUUUCGACAGCCCUCUGAAAGGUUGUUUUCUGAUUACAUUUUUCUGAAGCUUGGAGAGCCUACAGCGAAAGCUUUUCAUGAGAAAGUUUUAAAAUCAAUAAAAAUGUUCAACAAUUGCUGUGCAAACAACACGGUGCGGGCUUGCCUGUUCAGUAGAGAACUUCAAAUCAAAAUGCCGGUUCGUCUUCAUGUCGGUGUAUACUCUGUGUUUCUUGAGGAGUGGCGGAAGGUGUUCGAUAUGGAAAACUUCUUAUUUCUCAGAACAGAGGACUACUCCAAAAAUAUAAAAGGCACAUUAAAAAAAGUCUUCACCUUCCUUGGAGUUGAUGACAUAACAGAGACAAUGAUGGAAGAUAUUUCGAAAGGAAAAAGAGUUUACGAAACGAAAAGAAAGAAAAAAUCCGGAACAAUGCUUUCAGAAACUAAGCGUAUAUUAGAUAAUUUUUAUUAUCCGUAUUUGCGCAAGUUACAUGCUUUAACAAACGAUGAUCGCUUUCUUUGGCAAAACAAAUAACUUUUUGGUUAUCAAUUCAGACGCAAGUUGCCGGCAAGCCGUGUAGAAAGAACACAUACUAGUAUACGAAUAAUGGGGGCAUUGUCAAUGUUAAGCUUUACCUACCGUGGAUGCUGUUGUGUUAAUGUGGUAUGGGACACCUUGAGAUAAGCACAUCACAUUCAAAAUAUAAAUACCGUUUUAAAAUUUCCAACAUUUAUCAUAGAAUGUAUUUAAAAAUUUUGUAAAGGUAAGAAAUGUAAAAGCCAGAGAAGGUUUCAAACUCGGAACUUGUUGAUCAAUGUAGCGAUGCACAUGUCGCACAUGCCAGAAACAAGUGUUUUAUAGGGAAGUUAAUAAGUUUGCUAUUUUUAUUAUAGUAAGGAUUAUUACAGAAUUUUUAGCACAGUCACGUGAAAGCAAUCGACCAAUCAUAUGCUUGGGGAAAAUACGACAUUAUAACAAUAUUCUUUAUGUUGUCAUAAUAUGGAGGUCUUUCAUACCCCCUUAAUGUAACACUUUCGUUAUCUUUUUUGUUUCCAUUGUUUGACUCAUACUUCGUUGAAUGUCUGUCGUAUUAAACUAUGGAACAUGGAAAA
This is a messenger RNA of Magallana angulata, 2003 nucleotides long. Its product is annotated as carbohydrate sulfotransferase 15-like. The transcript has 8 exons. Gene Ontology annotation, biological process: hexose biosynthetic process. Gene Ontology annotation, molecular function: N-acetylgalactosamine 4-sulfate 6-O-sulfotransferase activity. The record is from RefSeq and is a predicted model, not a curated record. Bases 196 to 1425 code for a protein of 409 amino acids. NCBI's taxonomy places the organism in Eukaryota, Metazoa, Mollusca, Bivalvia, Ostreida, Ostreidae.